AUGGUAAUUAAGACAUUUGACGUUAGUAAUACCAAAACCAUAGAGGCUGUGCCUCUCACACCUGAAGGAUUUAGUCCAUACGGGGGAGUGAUCAGUGCCGAUCAUCAAAUCCUCAAUGUCGAGAGUAGUGCCGCUAACUAUGGUACUGCCCAAAAAAUUCAUAAAGUUGCACCUGUAGUGAAUAACUAUGAAAAGUGUUCUAGCGGCAAGCCUGCCACCGCCAACUGGAACAUCUUCCGGUGUAAGGCUCCCAAACACUUGAUUUCAUCCUCAGGGAUUGGCAAAACUUAUCUUUCAAAAGUGUUGGAAAGACAUCCAUUCACCACUCAGACAUUCAUUCCAAUGGGCCAAGACUUGCACAAAAAGUCUUUUCUUGUGAUUGUGGCCAAAACUGAUGAAACUAGUCCCGAUAUGCUUCCAGAUCCUUCACAAUUGAGGGCUUUUGUGUGCAAGGGGAACCAGUCAAUUACAUAUGGAGCUGGAACUUGGCAUGCUCCAAUGGUAGUCAUCGAUGAGGAGGUUGCACAUAUUGAUUUUGCAGUGUUUAUACAUGAAAAUGGAGUCGCAGACGAAGAUACUCAAGAGUGUUAUUUCGAGCCUGGAUAUAGUGUCAACUAUUCGGUGGCCAGAGACAAAAAAUUGUAG
Yamadazyma tenuis ATCC 10573 is the source of this 645-nucleotide messenger RNA. Its product is annotated as ureidoglycolate hydrolase. The record is from RefSeq and is a predicted model, not a curated record. Gene Ontology annotation, biological process: allantoin catabolic process. Lineage: Eukaryota; Fungi; Ascomycota; Pichiomycetes; Serinales; Debaryomycetaceae. Gene Ontology annotation, molecular function: ureidoglycolate hydrolase activity; ureidoglycolate lyase activity.